This is a messenger RNA of Desarmillaria tabescens, 1237 nucleotides long. RefSeq lists its product as uncharacterized. NCBI's taxonomy places the organism in Eukaryota, Fungi, Basidiomycota, Agaricomycetes, Agaricales, Physalacriaceae. The record is from RefSeq and is a predicted model, not a curated record. Bases 347 to 925 code for a protein of 192 amino acids. The transcript has 9 exons.
GAGAUAACGAAUCCCUACAGCAAGCCCGAGGAAAAGUGAGUGAGUUAGUGAUAAGAUUUACGGUUACCUGUCCGUCGUCAUCGCUAAGCGGGCAAGCGACGGAAAAUGGACAAAGACCCGACCAACGUUUCGGGCUGAACGUGCCUGGUCGCCGAGCGUUACUUUCCCACCCCCAAACCGGAUGACAGCUUGGCGGAAAAUAGUCACACACUACCUCUGUCUCGGGCCAUCAUCCCUUCCACUCUACCGACGAGCAGCGACCUCCCCUUGACGAUUUCACGAGUCCACCGAAAAACAGGAUAUUUGAUUAUUGACUGAUAGCGAUACCGUUACCCCAAUUUGCGAGAUGUGGUGUGAUAACUGUUUACUGCUACUUCCAUUGAGGGGUGGGGCUAUCGCUUGGGCAGUCGUUAUCGCGGCGUAUAGCAUCGCUGGCGGUGUCUUCCUCUUAAAAGAUGGUCAAUAUAUGUUUUUCACUUAUCCUGAAUGGUACAUUUACGGUGGUAUCGGCCUGGGUGUUGCCGCUGUCGCCAUCAUUAACAUGUUCUCUCUUUCCAACCGAUCGUACAUAUGGACUAGGGUCUGCAAGUUCUUGUGGCCGUUCAUCAUCGUCAUAAGUGCCGUACGGGCCAUCCUGAUGAUCGUUGAGCUUGAGCGAGGUAAGGAUAAUAUCCAAUGGGAAUGUGACAAUGGCGGCCAAUUGUGGUCAGCGUCUGCGGCUGCGGGCUAUUCGACGUCUACGUCGUUCCCAAGUACAUUUUGCUCCUCGGGAUUCCCGAGUUUGUAUACAGCAUUUAUUAUCUCGCUUCUUGUCGAUCUUGGGUGCCAGAUGUACAUGUUUUUUUUGAACUGGCGCUUUUCGAAGCGGUUGGAGCACUACUCGAAUAUGAAGGGUCCAUUCCAUGGCGGUUAUUACAACGCCUAGGCGUCGGAGGUCCCAGACAUUCCUUCUGUUUGAGCUGCGUGCCAGCGUCAUUCUUCAACUCGGACCCAUAUAUUAUUAACGUUUAUUCUUUAUACUCACGAACUUUACGAUACUGUAAUGAAUCACGACUGGGACGGCGCUGCCGUUCACUUGCAUGACUUUGAUGACGACUUUGCUGUAGUAUCUUGUUUCGCCUGUAGUGUUAACUAUUGCGCAUGCCGUGAUGUGAAUAUACCUUACAUCUUGGCACAGGGCUGUUGAGCAAGCUGAAGCUGUCAGAGACGUAUGAAUGUUUGGGAUGUAUGAUAUGCU